UCUUUCUCUCCCUCUCUUUCUCUCUCUCUUUAAGAACGUAGUCGGAAGGAUUUCAACAUAUAAACCCGUAUGAAAAACAUAUUUUUGAUGCUAUUUUUUGAAAGUGUUCACAAAGACAUCUAAUAGUGAAGAUCAUGGAGUGAAUUUAUAGUAGAUCUUUCAAGAAUGUUCGGGAAUGUUUUUUGCACGAUAUCAAACGAAUUGUGUUCAUACCAAAGUAUAUACUAUUUGAUCAGUAGAUAUUUCAGUUGUACGAAGUAUCUAGAAAACGUAUAUAUGGUAUUUUGUACUUAUACUUGAUGGACUUUAUUAUUAUGUACUAAAGGAAUUACUAAUUUCUUGGUUCAUGGGUGCUUCAUAUACAAGAAAAAGAAAUACGAAAAUGAACAAACCUACUUCAAAUUCUGAAAAAACAAGUGGAGAGAGUCAUCCUAGCAGUAGUGCAAGACCAUUAUCUAUAGAAGGGCCGAGUACUUCAAAUAAUCUAAUUCAAUCACAGCUAAUGCCAGAACAGCCAAGGCAACCUUCUGAUCUUCAGGGCCUUCUGCGAUUUGCUAUCGAAGCGUCCCAAGCAGAAGGUGUAACACAUGAGCCUCAAUUUCAAUCUCUAGAUGAAGAAAAGAAAAAGUUCUUAAGUGAAGCGUUAUCUUCAUUAACUGUAAAUGUGAUAGAAGAAUUGCAGAAAGCUAUACAAUUUGUAUCAAAUGUUGUGGAUCUUAGGGCUGAUGAUGACUCCUCUGAAUAUGAUGCAACUCUUGAGCGAAUUGCAGAUUUUGUGGAUAGUAUUGAUAUUGCCAAUGAUUUUUAUAAAAUUGGUGGCUUUUCAAUAUUUGGUCCAUGUCUAAAUUCUUCUCACAGUAGUAUCAGGUGGAGAACAGCAGAUAUAAUUGCUGAAUUGACACAAAAUAAUCCAUUUUGUCAACAAAGAAUUUUAGAAUGUGGAUUGUUUCCAAUAUUAUUAGAAAUGGUAGAUAAAGAUCCUUCAGAAGCUGCAAGAAUCAAAUCUUUGUAUGCUGUAUCAUGUAUAGUAAGAGGACAGCCGAUGUCUUUACAAUACAUAGAUAAAAACGAUGGUUAUUCUGUUUUUUUAAGAGCUAUGCAAAGUUCAGUGAAAAAAUUACAGAUAAAAUCUGCCUUUUUACUCUCAUCACUUUGUAACAAAGAUAAUUCGGAUAAUUUAAAAAUUACUUUCGUUAAUAUGGGAUUAAUUGAACAAGUAGCUGGAUUAUUAGCAUCAGAUAAUAUUUCUCCAGAAAUAAGAGAGCAGUUAUUAAGUAUUCUUACUGGUUUAACAAAUAAUACUCUCUUACCAGCAUUACGAGAAUGUCGCAGACCAGAACUACGUUUAAAAAUAACACUUGAACAAUGUCUAAAAAAAUUAACAUCAGAAGAUAAAGAAGAAAUAGAUAUGUGUCAUCAAUUAUUAAACAAAAUAUUUUGUGAUAAUGAUAUUGUUGAAGAAAGAUAAUGGAAUAUAUUUCCAAUUGUAUUACAUCAAAUUAUGAUUGUAAAAACAAUUUAAUAACAAGGAUAACAAAGACAAUGCAUCUAGAAUACCGCUUAAAUGCUUGAAUUUCUUUUAUUCUAAUUUAUUAUAUAUAAACAAAAAAUGCUAAAUUAUUAAACAUAUUACAUUUCUAUAUAACUUGUACACAUUUUUGGAUUACGUUUAAAGUAAUACGUGUACAUUAUGACUACAUAUUUUUUAAAUACUCAAUUUUUAUCGUUAGUUCGUGCUAAUUUAAUCAUAAGUCAUUUUAAAUAGUGAUACUCUUAAAUAUAUGUUCAUGCGUAGUUAAUAUAAUUUAAUGCACAGUAAUGCAUAAUAUAUACUUAUAUACCCUGCGGCUA
Messenger RNA from Vespa crabro (European hornet), 1851 nucleotides. RefSeq names its product hsp70-binding protein 1-like. Lineage: Eukaryota; Metazoa; Arthropoda; Insecta; Hymenoptera; Vespidae. The transcript has 6 exons. The coding region runs from base 347 to 1468 and encodes 373 amino acids. The record is from RefSeq and is a predicted model, not a curated record.